CCAAAGCUUCGAAGCCGCCAAUUACAUGUAAAACUUCCAAAAGUUACUUGAUACCCGCACCAUAGAUGCUUUCCCAAACGCAUUGAAUGGAGGAGCUGGCUAGUGGCUGAUCAGAACACAAACGGGUCCUGUUGCAGUCGCAACCAAGCAUACGAACGUGCCAAACUUUGGAUUGGAACAGAAGGGGGUCGGGACAAUUUCGUCUCAGCGGUACAUUGAGCUCAACCAUGGAACAAAGAAGAACGUGUAGGACUGAAUCUGAGAAUAUUGCAGGCGGUGACGGGGACGUUUGGGAUUCGCGAAAGUACCGUUGGACUGCCUGUUGAGCGAUCAGAUCGCUGGAGGAUCGAUGAUCCCUUGCAGCCUGGCUUUUGGCUGGUUCCCGAGGAUUUUCAUUCUCUGCAGCAACCUGAUCCAUACUCAUUGGCAACCUUCUUAUCCAGAAAAGGAGCUGUAGUGAUGUUCAACAAGAAGGAACCAAAAAUGGAUCAAGCACUGAACCUUGUACCAACUCGGUCUUGUCUGGGUUCCAUCUCUUCGAAUCAACCGGAACCGUUUUGACAGCUUUACCAGUUUAUUGCUUGUAUUAGCUUAGCUAGCUUGAAAUCUCCGUUGUGUGCUCUUGGUCGGCUCGAAUUCUUGGCGCCUUCUCCACGAAACAAUUGAGAGCAUUGGCCUUUUGCUACAUGUAUGAACCACCCAUGCAUCCAUGCAUCCACAAUCUAGCUGCAUUACAGUAGUUAGCCAACUGCAAUCACCAUGAAGGCAGUAGGAGCAGCCAAGAGCCAUCAGUCUCGCGCUGUAGCGUCAAGCCGGAAAAGAAAAGGCGGUGAGACUUCUCCAACCUCUGUCGAGCUUCGAGGCGUCACUAUCAAUUUUCCCUUCAAGCCAUACAAAUGUCAAGAAGACUACAUGGGCAAAGUGCUGGAUGCGCUGAUAAAGGGUCAGAAUGCGCUUUUGGAAAGUCCCACAGGAACGGGCAAAACCCUCUGUUUGCUCUGUGCUACUUUGGCCUGGCAGAGAGGACAAGCCAAGCGGGUACAAGAGCAGGCAGCUGCCAAGGCUGUUGCAAGAAAAAGUGAAACUGUUUCCGGUGGCUCUCAAGAUCCAGCAGGAGGAGCCGAUAAUAACCCCAAAACUGAACCCGACACCCCCGAUCCAAUGAAGGUUGAUCCUGAAGACGACGACACCGAUGCAGUUGCUGCGUUGGAAAAAGCUACCUUGCAAAAAGCGCCCACUCGUGUCCCCACCAUUAUCUAUGCCUCUCGCACGCAUUCGCAGCUUUCCCAAGUCGUCAGAGAACUACGAAAUACAAUGUACAGACCCAAACACGCCGUAUUGGGGUCACGAGAACAAAUGUGCGUGCACCCCAAGGUAAAAAAGAGUUCUACCACUAGCGCCUUUGAUAUUAACCAUGACUGCAAUGCAUUGGCCAAGGAGCGAAAAUGUCGCUACCGCAAUCAACUGGAAGGGUUUGCAGCUCCUAGUCAAGAAAAUGAAGCAGGCAGGCAACCGGUACUGGAUAUGGAAGAUCUUGUGUUAAUGGGGAAAACACACAAAGUCUGCCCUUUUUAUUACACACGGUCACUGGUGGCAGACGCUGAAUUGGUGCUGAUGCCCUACAAUUAUCUUUUUGACAAGGAUGCCCGAGAGACCACGCUGCAGGACAUUGCCUGGAAGGAUGCCGUGGUCAUUUUUGAUGAAGCCCACAAUUUAGAAUCAUUUGCCACGGAAUCCGCAUCCUUUGAUCUUAGCAAUACGGACAUUGCCAUGUGCAUUGGGGAAUUGGAGCGAGCACUACGUUUCAUCGACAUGAUGGGGGAGGAUGGGGAAGACAGUUCUGCAGUCAAGCGGGUGAAUGUAGAGCGUCUAAAGUCGCUCUUCCUGGCUCUGGAAAAUCACAUUCUCAACUUGCCCUAUUCUGGAGCCCACAGUGGAGAACUCAUGAUGAAAAUAUUCACUGACGGGAUCAGCAUCAACUAUGCCAAUUACAAACUGUUUGUGGAUGAGGUCCGAAGAGUCUGUCAAUUCUUGAUGGAUGUGCGGAGUGGUGGUGGUGGUGGCAGCAAUAGCAAGGGGGCUCCCAAAUUGGAAAUGUUUAUCCAAUGCGUCAAACGAGUCUUUGGAGAAUCAUCCGAGGCGUUGUGUUUUGCCAAGGCCAAGUCCUAUCGAGUCCAUGUGACACCCAAGGGCGCGCAGCAACAACAAAAGCAACAGCAAGGACGAGGCAACAACAAUACAAACGCCAACGGGCGUACAGUGUCCUACUGGUGCUUCGCGCCAUCGCUGGCAAUGCAGGAACUUGAGGGCUUGGAUAUUCGAUCCAUCUUGGUUACCUCCGGUACCCUAUCUCCGCUGCCAAGUUACAGCAUGGAGUUGGGGCUGCACUUUCCGCAUACACUGGAAAAUCCACAUAUCAUUGCGGAUGAACAAAUUCAUGUCCGAGUCAUUGGGAAGGGAGUCAGUGGCAAAGAGCUGACAUCAUCAUUCCAACGGAGAAAAGAUGCUGAGUACUACUCGGAAUUAGGCAACACGCUUGUCUCCCUUGCCAAGGUGAUUCCAGAUGGAAUGCUCAUCUUUUUCCCGAGCUACUCGGUCAUGGAAACUUGUUUGGAACGAUGGGGCUGCCCCGCAGUCUUCAACAAUAACAGUAAGAAAGGAGGCAGCAAGGCGACUGCAAGCUUCUUUGCAGCUCGGAACAAAAAGGGGAGAAACUCUUCCAGCCGUCAACAGUACUCAUUUCCAUUCACGGCGCCAUCCAUCUACGGAAACUCUUUCGGGGGAGGAGCUGCCAAUCCCAAUACACCGUGGAAGCGAUUGAUUGGUGCCAAGUCUGUCGUUGUAGAGCCACGAUCUACUGCUGACUUGCCUGAUGCCAUGGCGGAAUUCCACAAGUACCUCAACAUGCCAAAGUCGAAGGGCGUGUGCUUGAUGGGGAUUUGCCGAGGAAAGAUCAGCGAAGGGAUUGACUUUGCGGGAAAACAAAGUCGUGCCGUUGUCAUCACGGGAUUGCCCUUUCCGCCGGCGUUUGACCCCAAGGUCAAGCUCAAGCGGGAAUACCUGGACAGCACUCGAGCAGCCAAAAACAUGAAGUCUGCUGAAGCAGGUGGCUUCGGUGGCUCUUCAACAGACAUUAGCAAUGGAAGUGAGAAGAAGUCAAAGAUGACGGCGACUGGCAAAACAAACGUGUUGUCAGGCCAUGAAUGGUACAGCCAGCAAGCUCACCGCGCUGUCAAUCAGGCAAUCGGUCGUGUCAUUCGAAACCGGACUGAUUAUGGAUCAGUGCUACUGUUGGAUUCUCGAUAUGCACAGCCGGGCAAUCAGCAGGGAUUGAGCAAGUGGGUUCGUCCGCACGUGCGACCUGAUCAGGGGGUAGGGACUGCCAUUGGGGAAUUGGUCAAGUUUUAUCGGACAGCAGCUGCGACUGCCAAGGAACGAGAGGAUGCAUCCAAAAAGAUCGCGCUCGAAUACGAGGAAGAAGAAGAGGAAGCCUACUCCAAGAGGCAAAAGCAAAAAUCACAAACGCAGAAUGCAGAUGAAACCUUCACCAAGGUUGCUUUUGUGCAAAAUCUCAACCGCGACUUGAACCAGGUAAAGGCAAAUUUGAAGAGUGCUGGACCUCAUCCCGAUACGAAGGUGCCAGAAGAGGGAGACAAGGAGGAGGACCCCGUAACCUAUAUUUCACCCGGGAAAGUGGUGGCCAGAGUGGAUCUAGAUGCAGUGGUUCAGAAAAAAGAGCCCGUCUUUGAUGGGAGCUUCAAGCGGAGCAGUGAUACGGUAAAGACCCAGUCUGGUGCCUUCUUUGCUGCCUCAAAGGCACCAUCAAGACCUACUGCAACCAAAUCUGACCAAAAGCCAAAGGUCGCCAAGAGCAGCGGUACAAAUGCAUCUACGUCAACAACGAAUCGUCCAACAACAACAGCACCAACGGAAAAUCGAGACUCGAAAAAUGCUGCCGCCCAAUUCUUCAAGAAGGCGCAAAAGUGGUUUACCGCGGCGGAGUUCAAAACAAUUCGCAAGUCGCUCGUUGCAAUGAAGCAGCAUGGGGACAAAGACGAUCGGAAGAGCUACUUGUUGGCAGCAAGAGAAGUUGUCAAGUUAUGUUGUCAGCGCGAGCAUUUUUUUGGGCAGCACGAGAAAGACCAUGGGGAAACCAUGUUGUUCCUCUUCUUCCAGGUACUUCCAGCAGCUCGGCGUAUGGAGGUCGAACUGCUUGCUAUGAAAGGACUGUUCAAAAAGUCAACUCUAGGGCAACUAUGCAAGGAGAAUUUGCCGCCCGAGCAAUACACCACCGCCAUUGCUGAGUUCCGUCGGUUCUUACACAUUCUCUGGUGUGGUCAGGUGCUGACCGACAAGGCGAUGUUCCUCAAGGAAGCCGAAAAGGUGAUGACCCACUUGAAAGACAAGAACGACACAGUAUCAUCAGAUCUUGCUUCUGCAUUUGCAAAGCUGGUUCCAGAGCGUUUCAACACUGGUGCUCAAGCAAUAGUUUCAGAAAUGAACGCAUCACGAAAUAUCCAACGUAUUAAAACAAGCGAGGCCAAGAUGAAGGGAGAGGAAUCCAUCGACAACCGAAGGUUCCAAAGACCAAUGCAAUUCCAAGGAGCUCUUCAACCACUAGCCUUCUCUACUAGCAGCAGAGACGAACCUAACAUGCCUGUUAUCAAGAGCGAACAGAUGGCAGGUGUUCCGACCGCGAAAGAUCGCAAGCUGAGUUCGCAGUUAGCGCCGAAGCACAGCAGCCAAGGUUCGCAUUCCCUGCCAACAAAUUCGCCGUCAAGAGAACCGAAGCUCGUCGUCACCAAGAAGCUGAACUCCGACGCUCCUCGUACCGAUAAGGUCAACGCGUCGACGAAGCCCCAGUCCUCCACACAGGGCAGGUCGAGUGCAGUAGUUCCUGGAAUCAAAGGGAGCAGUCAGUCCAGCGCGGAACAUCCCACGAGCAAGAAAGCCAAUCCUUAUGCGAAAGAAGGCAGCCUUUCGCGCAGCUCGUCGAGCCGAGGCCAUGGAAAAGUGAAUCCGUACGCAAAGAAGGCCAAGUCCCUCUCCUCUUACACCAGAAGUCUGACCAAGUCGUCGGAUGAAAAGGCGGCGAAGAAAACUCAGCAAGUUCCCAACCAGGCGAAGCCAAAUCGACCCGCUCCUGCCUACAAGAGAACGAGCGAACUCUCGAAAGUGGGCAAGCCACUACCGCGAAGCAAAAAGACGACCAGCUCCUCAGAUUCCGUUAGCCACAUGCUGCGGCAAGCCGAGGCCUCUCCUUUCGUAAAAAAGACGACGGGAGACCUGGUCAAGUCGCUGAAGAGCAAUGUGCCGUCCAAUGUGCAUUGUGUGGUUUGCAUCCAAACAGCUCAAACACCCAUGCUCAGUGAUUGCGGUCACAUGGCCUGCAAAGAUUGUUGGCUUCAGUGGCUGCAGCGUUCAGAGACUUGCCCGACCUGCAAAGAGAGUGUGAAGCCACGCUCUCUUUCUCGAGUGGUCUUUCAGGAUGGGAAGGCUGAAGACAACCGUGCCGUUCCCACCUUGUCGCAACUCUGUGACUAGGUAGCAAGCAGGGGUGGCUUGUGCGGCCACUACCAAAUGCAGAAGGGAGUAGCAAUACAUUAUGUAGCUUAUUACUUAUUCAUAAGAGUUGACUUAACUUGGCGCAGCUGCCAUACAAAACGGGUCCUGAAUCGUUUGCUGCUAGCGUAUAUUUUUGCAGAAGAGUAGCG
Seminavis robusta is the source of this 5714-nucleotide messenger RNA. Lineage: Eukaryota; Bacillariophyta; Bacillariophyceae; Naviculales; Naviculaceae. The record is from the annotation of a GenBank genome assembly.